AUUAUCACUUCAAGGUUUGCAAUGUCUAUUAUCAAAGAGGAAUGAAACGAGAACAUUCACAUCUAGUGAAUACUCUGUUUUGCGAUUUGCAAUUUUGUCGGCUGCGAAAAAAGUAUCAGAAGAAGCAUUUUCUAUUCUGGAUAAAAGAUUGCCUCCACGGGAAAAAGUAAAGAAAUCGUCGCUUCAAGACAUUGAAAAUAAUAAUUUAACAGAGAGAGAAAUUAGCACGUCAAUUGCCGAUGCUGUAAAUCCAGUUAUAGAGCAUAUUGAUCUUAGAAGGAUUGAUGGAAUGAUUCUUGCAAAAGCAAUUGAACCAUUAAAUAUUAUUCCAAGUAAUAAAAUUAUGGAUUCAUAUAGAUUUCAAGCCUGCGAAAAAUCACCAUUAUCAGAAUAUUAUAGUAUUCCGAUUUAUAAUAUUAAAUGGGAUAUAAACGGCCACGGACCAAAUAUAAAUAUUAGUGAAGACGGCCAAACAAUUAGCACUACUGAAAAUAUAGCUGUACAUCAAAGUGUAAGAACAAAUUGUCUUAUGAGUAAUGGAACUUAUGAGUUUCAUGUUCUGUUCGAAAAAGUUUGUCUUAAUUCUUGGGUGGGUGUUUGCAGUGAAGGCCUUGAUUUUUCUUAUUUUGCUGGAGAUCAACAAAAUGGAUGGGUUUUAGGUACCAGUGGGAAUUACCAUCAUAAUAGAACAUCUACUCGAGGAAUGUCAGAGUUCGGACAGGAUAAUGCAAAAAUUAUUGUGCACCUAAACAUGGAUGAAAAGACAGUCGCUUUUUCAGUCAACGGUACAAGAUAUCCGCCAGUUGCAUCAUGGACUAAUCUCCCGUCAAAACUUUAUUUUGUUGCUUCAAUCGUAACUCCGGGAGAAUUUAGGAUUUUACAAUCAGAUUAA
Molecule: messenger RNA, 892 nt
Organism: Acaulospora morrowiae
Lineage: Eukaryota; Fungi; Glomeromycota; Glomeromycetes; Diversisporales; Acaulosporaceae
Source: the annotation of a GenBank genome assembly